GUAGCUUCACUAAUUCCCUGGAGUCGUUCCUUCAUGAAGCAGCAACACAACAGCACACAGGCCCAACCACUACAACAGGCUUCGUUGACUCAAAUGUAGGCGAUCCAUCUUUCCUUGAUUUGCAGACAUGCACACAAAAGCCAUGUGCUGAUAGUAGCUGUGUGGUGUGUAAUGGUGCUGUCACCUGCCCCGAAAGCAUCCUCCUGCCCUGCUCCCUCCCUCCCUCUCUCUCUCCCUCUCUCUCUCUCUCUGACACUCUCUUUUCUUUUACUAUUUUUCCCUUCCUUUCUAUCUCAGCCUCCUCCUCCCUCUCUCUUUCAUCUUGCUCUCCCUUUUCAAUUCUAUCUAUCCAUCCAUCUAUCCGUCUAUCUCUCCUCGCCCUCCACAGAUGAAACCAGUUCAGCACAGAGGAUGCCAGCAUCCCAUUGGCUGCUCUGCCACAGGAGUGGAUGGAAGCAGGAGUGAGAGAGAGAGAGAGUGAGAGGGAGGGAGAGGGAGAGAAAGAAAGCUCAAGAAGAUGCAACUAAUCUGCCACAGCAUCCUGACAGAGCGCUGAGCUGAGCGAUGAAAGACGGAGCUGCCAGUCUGUGAGUGAAAGGAGUGGACAAGCAACAGCUGAAGUGACUGAUCUGAAGCCCUCUGGAUCUCCUCCUCACCUGGACAUGACUGCUUCAUGCUGACUUGGCAUCCGCUGCUGACUGCUAGUCAAGGUGCCUGCAACCACACCUAUUCCACUGCUGGUUAUUUUAAGGUAUUUUACACUUCCCCCCGGGCCAGCGCUGCUGUCUCUGGGAGAGACGAUGCUCGGAGAAGGACGGCUGUAAAUGAGUGUCCCCGUGACCCGACUGUCACCCUCAAACUGUCCUCCUCCCCCCUGUUGGCACCCCCUGGUACACACCUGCUCCGACUCCGGGAUGUGGUGAUUUCAGGCCAGCUGUUGGCCGUCCCACAUUUGGGUCAGAAUGCCAGUGAUGAAGGGCCUCCUGGCCCCCCAGAACACUUUUCUGGACACCAUUGCUACACGCUUCGAUGGCACCCACAGUAAUUUCCUGCUGGGUAACGCCCAGGGCCACCGCGGCUACCCCAUCGUCUACUGCUCAGAUGGCUUCUGUGAACUGACGGGCUUCACCAGAACAGAGGUGAUGCAGAAGAACUGCAGCUGCCGCUUUCUGUACGGGGCCGACACCAGCGAACAUGUGGCCCAACUGAUGGAGAAGGCUCUGGAGGGCCGACAGGAAUACCAGACCGAGGUGCACUUCUACAAGAAGAACGGUGCUGCCUUCUGGUGUCUGCUGGACAUUGUUCCUAUCAAAAACGAGAAGGGCGAGAUGGUUCUCUUCCUCUUCUCAUUCAAGGACAUAACAGACACCUACGGCAAGGGCCAGCCCAGCAGCAGGAGAGAGGUUUCAGACGACCAGCGGUGCAGAAGGAAGAGCAGUUCUCACUUCAGCCAGGCCCGGAAGCGUGGUAGAACCAUGUUGUACCAUCUUACCAACCAGUUCUCAAGAGGAAGGAAAGGGGAGGUCAACUUGGAUGGGAGCAUCACUGACAAGCCUUCAAUACCAGAGUACAAAGUGGCGGCAAUUCAGAAGUCGCGCUUCAUCCUGCUCCACUACAGUGUCUCCAAAGCCCUGUGGGACUGGCUCAUCCUGUUGGCAACCUUCUACGUGGCUGUCACCGUGCCCUACAAUGUCAGCUUCACACCCUACGACGACACGGUCACAGCUGCGCGCUCCACCAUCGUGAGCGACAUAGCGGUGGAAAUGCUCUUCAUCGUAGAUAUUAUCUUGAACUUCCGCACCACCUACGUGAGCCAAUCGGGUCAGGUGAUGUACGACGCUCGCUCCAUUUGCAUUCACUACGCCACCACCUGGUUUUUUGUGGACCUGGUCGCUGCCCUGCCCUUUGACCUGCUGUACGCCUUCAACAUCACAGUGACCUCCCUGGUCCACCUGCUGAAGACGGUGCGGCUGCUGCGCCUCCUUCGCCUGCUUCAGAAACUAGACCGCUACUCCCAGUACAGUGCAAUGGUUCUGACUUUGCUGAUGUCGGUGUUUGCUCUGCUGGCACACUGGAUGGCCUGCAUCUGGUAUAUGAUUGGCCGCAAGGAGAUCGAGACCAGUGAGAACUGGGACAUUGGCUGGCUCCAUGAGCUGGGCAAACGUUUGGAGACCCCCUACUACAACACUACAAUGGGCGGCCCAACCGUUCGCAGCUCCUACAUCGCUGCACUCUACUUCACCCUGAGCAGCCUGACCAGUGUGGGCUUCGGCAACGUCUGCGCCAACACGGAUGCUGAGAAGAUAUUUUCCAUCUGCACCAUGCUCAUCGGAGCUCUGAUGCACGCCCUGGUCUUCGGUAACGUGACGGCCAUCAUCCAGCGGAUGUAUUCCCGCCGCUCUCUCUACCACACACGGAUGAAAGACCUGAAAGACUUCAUCCGCGUUCAUCGUCUAUCACAGCAGCUCAAACAGCGCAUGCUGGAGUACUUCCAGACCACGUGGUCUGUCAAUAAUGGCAUCGAUGCCAAUGAGCUGCUGCACGACUUUCCUGACGAGCUGCGGGCCGACAUCGCCAUGCAACUCAACAAGGACAUUCUCCAGCUGCCCGUGUUUAAGGGCGCCAGCCGCGGCUGCCUGCGAUCCCUCUCUCUACAUAUCAAAACCUCCUUCUGCGUCCCGGGGGAGUACCUGAUCCGUCAGGGCGACGCCCUGCAUGCUAGCUACUUUGUCUGCUCUGGGUCUCUGGAGGUCCUCAAAGACAGCAUGGUUCUGGCAAUAUUAGGAAAAGGGGACCUGAUUGGGUCGGACCUUCCCAGUACAGAGCAGGUGAUCAAGACCAACGCUGAUGUGAAGGCCUUGACCUACUGCGACCUGCAGUACAUCAGUGUACGAGGCCUCAGAGAAGUGCUGGAACUUUACCCGGAGUACGCCAGUCUGUUCGCCGCUGACAUCCACAACAACCUCACCUACAAUCUGCGUGAAGGCAGCCAGGAUGAGGGACUGAACAGAUUUUCAAGGUCUCCCAGACUCUCCCAUGAACCAAGGCUCCCCUCCAUCGUGGAAACUAAGGGCGAUGACUUUGAUGACUCCUUCCAUCACUCCCCAUCUACUCGUUCUCGUCGCAACCUCCUGCUGCCGAACUUGAGCAGUCCUGUCCGCCGGACGUCCCUGGGAAACCUCCUGGGCGACGAGUUACGGCAGUUCAACGCUCUGCGACGCUGUCGUUCCCCUAACCUGAGCCGUGGGUUCCUCGGGCAGAGCUUAUCCCCUCUGCCCUCGGCCAAACGAGAGCACGCCGUCCUCACAUCUGCUUCUUCCCUGACCUCGGAACAGGCUGAGUCUGGAGCCGAGCCAAAGCCUUCAAAGCUGCUAAUUCCAACCCUCACCUGCUGUGGACCUCCUGACCUGAGUCCAAGGAUCGUAGACGGCAUCGAAGACAAUGAGCGCAUGUUCCAUUUCAGCGCAGAGCGCAGCGGGCCUAAAGCCAGCACAGGUGGCGGCGUCCAAGACUCCACGCGGCCCAACACGGCUCUCGUGAUGGAGACAGAGGAGGUGAAGCAGAGCAUCAGUCAGCUCAACCAGAAGAUGGGCAACUUAAAUCAGGAGGUGUCUGAGCUCACCAAGGGCCUGCAUCACAUGAUGCACCUUCUUCAGACUUACAUAUCUGCCCACCACUACAACCCGUCCCUCAACUCGUACCAGUACAGGACCCAGGACGGCCACAGCCACCAAUUCAUCCCCCCUGGUGGCCACUGGAGCUACAGCGGAUGUGCUGAAUCCCAAACUGAAAGUCAUGGUCAACCUUCAUCCUCCAGUUUACCUUCUCACCUGUGUCCACCCAGAGUGCACUCACAGCAUGGCUCUGAGUCUUUGACCACGCAUCUGUGGGACGCUCCGUCUCUUCCCACCAACGGCUCAGGCUUCUUGGGUGGAAGUACCAACCUCUUCCCAGAAGCAGACCGUGAAAACUCUGAAAACAGACCUCUCAGUGCUCACCCACCCACCAUCAGCCAGUCUCAGCCCACGUUGUACCUGCAACCACCAGGUGACAGAAAAGAACAUUCCAGCCAUUUAUUAUUCAACUCCCCAGUUGGUUCACCUACACGAAACUCCCCAAACUCUUACCCCCAUCUGUGUCCACCCCCAGACUCCCAUGUCACGGCAUCACAGAGCCCACCUGACGACAUAUCCGUGCUGAUGUCCACCCAAACAUCUCGUCAUUUUCUCCAUAACCCUUCUAUUUACCAACUCCAAGACUCGUACCCGUCGGUCCAGCCUGUGUCUGUCUCCUUGCCCACACUGACCGGCCGCCACCUCGGAUCCUCACUGGACUCCGGCUCCCCACAAACCAAUGAGCCGCACAUCCCGCUCCAAGACCCAACUGCCAUCGAACACACCAGUCUGGAGUGCCUACUGGGGAACAGGGGCUCCAUGGAGAGCAGGGACAGUGAGAGCAUCUCGUCACGGAGGUCAAGCAUCGGCGUCCAGACACAGAGCACAGAACAGUCGUGGUGUCUGGACCUCACAGACUGAAUGGGUUUUAGUCACAGGCACACAUGAACCAAAACGAACAUCGAUUUCGAUGUGACUUCGUACAGUGUUUUUAUGAGAUUGCUGGAAAAAUCUUUGCUGCGUGCUGUAUUUCCUGUUUGUUUAAAUGGGUAGAAAUCGACACAACUUACACUUUCUAUGCAAGCAUGUCAUGGCAUUAGUGCAUUCAUUUGGCUUUAGAAGAUUGUCAUAAACCAGGCGUGGUUUAUGACUCGUGGUUUAUGACUCGCGGGUCACAAUUGUCCUAAAUUUAAACAGGGGGCCGGGUCAGGAGCAGAUCGAUGGAGCGUUGGUGUGAACUAAGAUAAAUGACAUGUAAAAGUCAUGCAUAAAGGCCAAUAUUCUUUUAUCAUAUUCUAUGCCAUCUAUUGGGGAAAUAUG
Cynoglossus semilaevis (tongue sole) is the source of this 4934-nucleotide messenger RNA. RefSeq names its product potassium voltage-gated channel subfamily H member 4-like. Gene Ontology annotation, biological process: regulation of membrane potential; potassium ion transmembrane transport. The record is from RefSeq and is a predicted model, not a curated record. Lineage: Eukaryota; Metazoa; Chordata; Actinopteri; Pleuronectiformes; Cynoglossidae. Gene Ontology annotation, cellular component: plasma membrane. Bases 963 to 4535 code for a protein of 1190 amino acids. Gene Ontology annotation, molecular function: voltage-gated potassium channel activity. The transcript has 17 exons.